Ilex paraguariensis (yerba mate) is the source of this 571-nucleotide messenger RNA. The record is from the annotation of a GenBank genome assembly. Lineage: Eukaryota; Viridiplantae; Streptophyta; Magnoliopsida; Aquifoliales; Aquifoliaceae.
AUGAAAUCUGGCCAUGAAAUUCAUCAAAUUCCCCCAAAAUCGCCUGACAUUACCAAAAAUUUUGCCUCAUUGUUCAAGAAAACUACAUCUGUGGAAAACUUUCUGACAAUUCCUGCUGCUUCAGAGAUCAAUUCCUUAACACUUGUUGAUCCUUUGGGAUGUAAUAACACCGUUACUAUGCCUCUGGUUUCUCAGCUGAAUCAAAAUACACCGACUGUUCAGAUCGCCUCUGUUCUUCCUUCGGCUGUGUCAUCUUCAACAAAUAAUCAAUGUUCGUCAUCUGGAUUAGGAAUGCACAUUCCUGCUGAUGCUCAAGGAGUUAAUCUGCAUUCCCAUUCUGUUUUGAUUCCUCCAUCUAAGUCAUCUUCUCAAGAUCCUUCGAUAGACCGAAUUCUGCCAAAAACUCAGAUCCCGAUUCCUGGAAGAGAUUCUCAGGUUCCUCUUGUUACAUCGAAUGCUCAGAAUCCUUCUACUUUUCAAGUUCCUUCAUCUCCAAUUCUAUUUGGUUCCUUGAAUGCUGUAAAUCCUCUGAAGCCUUCUAAGAGAGUUGUGUUUAAUAAAGGGGAACCUG